Xenopus laevis (African clawed frog) is the source of this 3172-nucleotide messenger RNA. RefSeq names its product DIS3 homolog, exosome endoribonuclease and 3'-5' exoribonuclease (gene dis3.L). Gene Ontology annotation, molecular function: endonuclease activity; RNA binding; RNA nuclease activity. Gene Ontology annotation, cellular component: cytoplasmic exosome (RNase complex); nucleolus; nucleoplasm. Gene Ontology annotation, biological process: mRNA catabolic process; nuclear mRNA surveillance of mRNA 3'-end processing; rRNA processing. Lineage: Eukaryota; Metazoa; Chordata; Amphibia; Anura; Pipidae. The record is from RefSeq and is marked provisional.
GGAGAGCACCUACCGCAAAUCAGCAUUUUACCUUUGCUUGUUGUGCCUGAAAGAAACAAUAUGUUGAAGUCAAAAACGUUUAUGAAGAAAACCCGUUCUGGAGGCAUUUUAAAGAUCGUCAGAGAACAUUAUCUGCGAGAUGAUAUCACCUGUGGUUGCAAAGGAUGUGACCAGUGCCAGCAGGAGAAACCAGUCUUGGAACGUGAGCCCAUAUUAGAGAGCUCACUUUGCACACCACCACACUACUUGUUGCCAGACACCAAUGUACUGCUCCAUCAGAUUGAUAUCCUCGAGGACCCUAUCAUUAAAAAUCUGAUUAUACUGCAAACUGUUCUACAGGAAGUAAGGAGUCGCAGUGCUCCAGUUCACAAAAGAGUUAAAGAUCUUUUGCACAAUCCUGACAAGUGUUUCUAUACCUUCACCAAUGAGCAUCAUAGAGAAACUUACAUAGAACAGGAGCAAGGAGAAAAUGCAAAUGACCGCAAUGAUCGAGCCAUUCGAACCGCAACUAAAUGGUACAAUAAGCACUUAAAAAAAUCUCCAAGUAUGGCCAAUACCCAGGUGAUUUUAAUAACAAAUGACAGACGAAACAAAGAGAAAGCAGUGGAAGAAGGAAUUGUGGCAUAUACAUGUGAAGAAUACAUUAAAAGCUUGACUGCCAACCCAGAACUCGUUGACCGACUUGCCUGCGUAACUGAUGAACAGAAUGAAGUAGAAAGUGGACGGAUUAUUUUUACGGAACAUCUUCCUUUGUCAAAGUUGCAACAAGGCAUAAAGUCUGGUGCAUACCUACAAGGAACUUUCCGUGCAAGUAGAGACAACUACCUGGAGGCCACGGUAUGGGUUCAUGGGGAUUCAGCAGAGAACAAAGAGAUUAUCCUACAAGGACUGAGGAAUAUAAACAGAGCCAUGCAUGAAGAUAUUGUAGCCGUGGAGUUGCUGGACAAAGAAGACUGGUCGUCUUUGUCAUCUGUUGUACUGCAGGAUGAAGGUGAAAAUGAUGAUAUUGAGUCUGUAGAAGAAAAAGAAAAAAUGCUGACGAGUGCUGUAAAUAGUGCAAAGAAACCUUCUGGAAAAGUAGUGGGAAUCAUAAAGAGGAACUGGAGACCAUACUGCGGCAUGUUGUCUAAAUCACAGAUUAAGGAGUCUACUAGGCAUUUAUUCACACCUGCAGAAAGGAGAAUACCACGAAUCCGUAUAGAGACAAGACAGUCGUCUACUUUAGAAGGACAAAGGAUCAUUGUUGCUGUUGAUGGCUGGCCUAAGAAUUCCAGAUAUCCUAAUGGGCAUUUUGUAAAGAGCUUGGGAACUGCUGGUGAUAAAGCGACAGAAACUGAAGUGUUACUCCUGGAACAUGAUGUCCCGCACCAACCAUUUUCCCAGACUGUUCUCAGUUUUCUUCCCAAGAUGCCCUGGAACAUCACUCCAGAGGAUAUGAAGAACAGAAUUGAUCUGAGGCAUCUUUAUGUGUGCAGUGUAGACCCCCCAGGCUGCACUGAUAUUGAUGAUGCAUUACAUUGUCGAGAGUUAGAAAACGGCACUCUAGAGGUUGGAGUCCAUAUUGCAGAUGUCAGUCAUUUUAUUAGGCCUGGAAAUGCUCUGGACCAAGAAGCUGCUAACAGAGGAACAACUGUAUAUCUUUGUGAUAAAAGAAUUGACAUGGUUCCUGAAUUGCUGAGCUCAAAUUUAUGCUCUUUAAGGUCUAACGUUGACAGAUUGGCUUUUUCCUGUAUUUGGGAAAUGGAUGAAAAUGCUAACAUUUUGAAAACAAAGUUCACCAAAAGUGUCAUCAACUCAAAAGCUUCCCUGACGUAUGCAGAAGCACAGAUGAGAAUUGACUCACCAACUAUGAAUGAUGAGAUCACUCAGAGUCUUCGCUUUCUAAAUAAAUUGGCUAAGAUUUUGAAGAAACAGCGAAUAAAUAACGGUGCUUUAACACUCUCUUCACCUGAAGUUCGAUUCCACAUGGACAGUGAAACCCAUGAUCCCAUAGACCUGCAAACUAAGGAACUGAAGGAAACCAAUUCCAUGGUUGAAGAGUUUAUGUUGUUGGCCAAUAUUUCUGUGGCACAGAAGAUUUUCGAUGAGUUCUCAGAAUAUGCUCUGCUCCGCAAACACCCGUCUCCUCCUCCUGCUAACUAUGAUAUUCUGGUGAAAGCUGCCCAAUCAAAGAAUUUGGAGAUUAAAACCGACUGUGCCAAGGCUCUAGCAGAUUCUUUAGAUAAAGCUGAAUCACAGGAAUUUCCUUACUUAAACACUCUGUUAAGAAUUCUGGCUACACGAUGCAUGAUGCAGGCAGUUUAUUUCUGCUCUGGAAUGGAUACCGAUUUCCAUCAUUACGGUCUCGCAUCUCCUAUAUACACGCACUUCACUUCUCCCAUCAGAAGGUAUGCAGAUGUUAUAGUACACAGACUUCUUGCUGUAGCCGUGGGAGCAGACUGCACCUACCCAGAUCUUACAGACAAACACAAAAUAGCAGAUAUCUGCAAAAAUAUCAACUUCCGGCAUAAAAUGGCUCAGUAUUCACAAAGGGCAUCUGUUGCUUUUCACACUCAGUUGUUCUUCAAAAACAAAGGAAUGGUAAAUGAAGAGGGCUUUAUUCUCUUUGUGCGAAAAAAUGCAAUUGUGGUUCUAAUUCCCAAAUUUGGCUUGGAAGGAACCGUCUUCUUUGAAGAAAAGAACAAGAAAAAAGUGAAUAUAGUUUACAAUGAUGAGGUGCCCUUUUUGAAAGUAGAAAAUACAACUUUUCACAUGUUUGAUAAAGUAAAAGUAAAAAUCUCAUUGGAUGCGUCCAACAUCCAGCAUCAGAAGAUCCGCAUGGCUCUCGCUGAACCCGAGAUCCCUGGAGUCACAUCACAUGAGGAUAAUGUAAGAAACACAAAUGGGGAACCAGUACCCAAGAAGAGUAAAUCGGAAGACUAGUCUGUUAGCAGAUUCUCCUUUUUUUUUUUAGUUUUCACCAAUCUUUUAAAAUGUUUUAUAUUUGCAUUUUACAGCAUAAUGGGUAUGACGUAUAACUAUAGAAAAGUGCUAAUAUUGUCUUGAGGAUUUUUCUUUUAGUCUUAUCUGAUCCAGCAAGUUGUCAUAGAAGUAUUAUGUGAAUCAGUGCAAAUUUUGUAUUGUGGGAAUGAUGCAAUUUGUUACCAUAGUAAAAAUCCUUUAGACAAAAAAA